CGCCCGUCCAUCGACUUGAAAUCGGAUAGCCCUGCUUGCUGCAAUACCUACUUUUCUGUGCCGUCAACGUCGAGAUGAACCACUUCCCUCCAGAGCUUCUCGGGCCAAUCUUCCUACUCGCAUGUACAGAUGGCGGUCGUACUGGCUGCGCCCUCUCGCGUACUUCCAAAUAUUUCCGCGCCGUAUCUAGGCCGAUGCGCUUCCACUCCGUCGCGUUGAUCUCGGGCGAUCCAUCGCAGGUCGUCCAGUUCUUCGCUUGCUAUACCGCUGAGUGCGAGCGCACACCAGAGAUGAAGCCCCGAGUGCGCCAUCUUUGCCUGUCAUCCGCACGGAAAGAGCAGCCACCAGCGAGCGCGGAGUCCGGCGGGGAGUCUGGUACACAGUACCAGAGCACGGAGGCGCAGAAGGAGGCGCAGCGGUACCUCCGGGACGUCAUGUUCCUCAUCCAAACGCUCGCCUCGGACCUGGAGAUCCUCUGCUUGAUCGACCCGGAGCAGCCCCAUACCGGCUUCGAGGAGACCCUCCACCUUCCCACUCUGAAGACUGCCGGCUUCCCCCGCCUUCUCGAGCUCGUCAUUAUCGGGAGGGAGCCCACCAUAGAGCCCACGUCCAACGCGUGCAUCCCGCUUUACCCUCGUCUGCAGUCGCUCCGUCGGGUCAUCCUGCCUCAGCUCCGCCGCCUGUACCAACUCGCCCUGGCGAAGCACCAGACGAUACGUGUUUGGAAGAAGCGCGCGCCGGUCCUUGUCGACAUUGGCGUCCUCCAUAUGAACGACGUGCACUUUGAGGCGAAUUCGGCGCAACUUUUGCAAAAGGUGAUGAGGGAGCGGAGGAUCCAGUUAUCGCCAGCCUUGUCGGAGCUCAUCGCCUCUUCGUCGCCACGUCGGCGCCGCCUCUCCGUUUCUUCCGAUCCUUGUGGGUAGAGCUGAGGACGCCAGGAGCAUCAGGAAGACGUCUGAGGGUUAGGUACACAUGGAGGCCCUGCGCCUGGAAGGACCCCUUUCCUCUGUCUUGUUACGUACAACUAUUUAUUCUCAC
Molecule: messenger RNA, 1038 nt
Organism: Trametes versicolor FP-101664 SS1
Lineage: Eukaryota; Fungi; Basidiomycota; Agaricomycetes; Polyporales; Polyporaceae
Exons: 2
Coding region: 75-923 (282 amino acids)
Source: RefSeq, a predicted model, not a curated record